CUGCCUCCAGGAAGCCUCACGGGCCUUCGUCGGCCGGGCCGCAGCGCCGGCUCCCAGGAUGCAGUGUGGACCGGCCGAGCGCUGACGGGGGCAGCGGCGCGUCUGCGAGCGGAACGGCGGCAGGCCGGCCACCGAGGAACGCGGCGAGGGACGCAGGGCCAGGCCGAGGCGCCUGCGGAGAGACCCGGCGGCCGGGCCUGCGUGGGGCUGCGCGCGGCGGCCAGCGACUUCCUCCGCGCCGGGCCGGACAGCGCAGGGCCAUGGCCGAGGCGGCCGCGGCUCCGAUUUCUCCUUGGACAAUGGCAGCUACAAUUCAGGCCAUGGAAAGGAAGAUUGAAUCACAGGCUGCUCGAUUGCUUUCGCUAGAAGGUCGAACUGGGAUGGCAGAGAAGAAGCUGGCUGACUGUGAGAAGACGGCCGUAGAGUUCGGCAAUCAGCUGGAGGGCAAGUGGGCUGUGCUGGGGACUCUGCUGCAGGAGUAUGGGUUGCUGCAGCGGCGGCUGGAGAAUGUGGAGAACCUGCUGCGCAACAGAAACUUCUGGAUUCUGCGGCUGCCUCCGGGCAGCAAGGGGGAGGUCCCCAAGGUGCCCGUGACCUUUGAUGAUGUGGCCGUGUAUUUUUCUGAGCAGGAGUGGGGCAAGCUGGAGGACUGGCAGAAGGAGCUGUACAAGCACGUGAUGAGGGGCAACUAUGAGACGCUGGUCUCCCUGGAUUAUGCCAUCUCCAAGCCUGAGGUCCUCUCCCAGAUUGAACAAGGCAAGGAGCCAUGCACCUGGCGUCGUGCUGGCCCCAAGGUUCCAGAGGUUCCUGUGGACCCAAGUCCAGGCUCAGGGCCCCCAGUUCCUGCCCCUGACCUCCUGAUGCAGAUCAAGCAGGAAGGAGAGCUCCAGUUGCAGGAACAGCAGGCACUGGGUGUAGAGGCCUGGGCAGCUGGACAGCCAGAUAUCGGGGAGGAACCCUGGGGCCUCAGCCAGCUGGACUCUGGGGCAGGAGACAUCUCCACGGAUGCUACCUCUGGCGUCCAUUCCAACUUUUCAACCACUAUCCCGCCUACUUCCUGGCAGGCAGAGCUCCCUCCCCACCACCCAUCUUCAGCGUGCUCUGAUGGGACACUGAAGCUCAGCACAGCAGCCUCCACAGAAGCAGAUGUAAAAAUUGUGAUCAAAACAGAAGUCCAAGAAGAGGAGGUGGUGGCCACACCCGUGCACCCUACAGACCUGGAAGCUCAUGGGACUCUGUUUGCACCGGGCCAGGCUGCAAGGUUUUUCCCUAGUCCUGUACAGGAGGGAGCCUGGGAAAGCCAGGGGAGUUCCUUCCCCAGCCAGGACGCUGUCCUGGGACUGCGAGAGCCUGCCCGGCCAGAGAGGGACAUGGGCGAGCUCAGCCCUGCCGUGGCCCAGGAGGACACCCCUGCCGGAGACUGGCUCUUCGGUGGGGUCCGGUGGGGCUGGAAUUUCCGGUGCAAACCUCCAGUGGGCCUGAACCCAAGGAGCGGGCCUGAGGGGUUACCUUUCUCCUCCCCGGACAAUGGAGAGGCUGUGUUGGAUCCCAGCCAGGCCCCAAGACCCUUCAACGAACCCUGUAAAUAUCCUGGCCGGACAAAAGGCUUUGGUCACAAGCCAGGGCUGAAGAAGCACCCGGCAGCGCCCCCCGGAGGCCGGCCCUUCACCUGUGCCACCUGCGGGAAGAGCUUCCAGCUGCAGGUGAGCCUCAGCGCGCACCAGCGAAGCUGCGGACUGCCAGAUGGGGCGGGCGCGGGGGCGGCCACCGCGACCACCGCGAGCGGCGGCGGGCGGGACAGCAACGCCCUGCGCUGCGGGGAGUGUGGCCGCUGCUUCACGCGCCCCGCGCAUCUCAUCCGCCACCGCAUGCUGCACACUGGCGAGCGGCCCUUCCCCUGCACUGAGUGUGAAAAGCGCUUCACCGAGCGCUCCAAGCUCAUCGACCACUACCGAACGCACACGGGCGUGCGGCCCUUCACCUGCACCGUGUGCGGCAAGAGCUUCAUCCGCAAGGACCACCUCCGCAAGCACCAGCGCAACCAUCCCGCCGUCGCCAAGGCCCCGGCCCACGCGCAGCCGCUUCCGCCGCUGCCCACAGCGCCGCCCGACCCCUUCAAGAGCCCCGCUGCCAAAGGACCCUUGGCCUCCACAGACCUGGUGACCGACUGGACUUGUGGCCUAAGUGUCCUGGGACCCACUGAUGGUGGGGAUCUGUGAGGCCCCCACCGCCCGCGCAUGGCCCCUGCAGGCCACAAAUGUACAAAGCCCCGUGUGCAGACCGCAGGAUGGUAUCAAAAGCUUAGAGGCAAAAAGGGAAACUCGGCAGAGAACCAAAUUUCCACGAUGCUGAACUGAUCACUGGAAAAAGAGAAACCCAAACAAUGUAGCUUCCACCUCUAAACAAAGUCAGAUUCUCUGAUUGUGAAACUGAACACCAUAGUAGAAUUUUAAGUAAUUUAAUUGAAAAUCUGUUUUUUUGUUUUUUCUUUUUAAUUGAGGAGAAAGCUGGAAAACUGUAGUAGCACCGUUGAAGUUUUACAGUGUACUUUUGGUUUUCAGGGGUAUGUCCACGUACUCUAGGAGCGUUGGAAGGCUGGCCGUGGAGGACGGGGUGAGGAGGGCCCUGGGCACCUCUGGCCUACUGAUUCCUAAGCAUGGAUCCCCGAACCACAUAAUCCAGUGCCAGUUCAGUCCUGUUUUGCUCAGGCCACUGGUCUAGGCCUAGGGCCCUGAGCAGUGAGGGGCUAAGGCCUGGAACCCCUUGCUCCACUCAGCAGGAAGGACCCCACUAGGAGCAGCCACUGUUUUUGCCAGCUUGCCUCUCCUGAAAAGACCCGCAGAGCUCUGGCCUAACUUUUCCCUGUUCCAGGCCAUUUGUGUCAUCUGUCCAGGGGAAGGUGGCCACACCCCGUUGUCAUGUGGAGCUGUAGUGUUAGGUCUGGAGGGUAAAAAAAGUCAAGGCUGGGCAUUGAACCCUUGCACAUCUGGUCACAGAAAGCCAGGAAGGAAGCCAGCCAGCCAACCCCUGAGGCUGCUUUGUGCCGUGUUUUCAUUUUCAGAGUGCUUCCACAUCACAUCUCAUUUGACAGCUGCCAUGGCUUUGGGAAGCAACAGGACAGGCAUUUGUUUUUUAGAGAUGAGGAAAUAAAGGGCUCGGAAGGGCACAUCUCAACUUCUCACUGUGAGUACGCUGCAUGUGCCAGGAGCUGGGAAGAGCCAUAGCUCUUUUGGGGGGCUUUGGCCUAUUAAAGAUUUGUCCCACACCCAUGAGUCAGAUCCUCAGACCUCAGGGGGACUGCCUCAGCAGCUCCCCAAGUCCCAGCCUCCCUGAGGUAUGUGCUUGCUACCUACUUAGGGGCACUUAGUUUGGGGGGCUGGGUAAGGGCCCACCUCCAAUAUCUUCAACGUGGAAUUAGAAAUAGGCCCAGAUCUCUUGUCCACCACAGUGCUGUCCCCACCACACACACAUCCAUUCCCAUUUUGUUGAAGUGGCCAUUGGUCCUCUUGCCCAAAUGGGUAACUUGUCUCCCUGCAGAGGAGAAGACCAUGGUGUCCAUCCAUUCAGCUCCCUCCUGUCUACAUUUAUUAGGAAUAGACUAGUUAACAAAAUUGUUUCUAUGUACUGUAUAUUUUGUACCUGUUUACACUUCUAAUAUUGAUAUAACUGAUAUUUUGAAAAAACAAAUGAACAGAAAACAUCCUGUUAAAAUAAAACCUAACCAGCACCAAGGCAGUUGGGUGGAUUCCAUUCUUACACCUGUGUCAUUGCUGCCAGGGGGCUGAGCAGGGGAGAGGUGUAAGUCCUCAACUGUCUCCUGCCCUUAGUCAUCUUGAACCCAGAGAGAUGACUGUCCUUGAGAACUAGAUAUAAAAGAUCCUGUAGAAGUGUGAUUCAGAGGAGAUAAACUAACAUUUGGAGGGAGGCUCAAAACAUCAAAUCACAUUGCAUCAGAAUAUAAACAUAGUUUAUGUAAUUUAGUUUAAUUUGAGAUAUGCAUGAAGAUGGAAGGUCUGGGAAAGAAACUACAGAAUAUCAAAGAAAAAUAGAUGUUAGCUGUUUUAUCCUCACAUCUUUUCUUAGCUUGGCAGGUGAUUCCUGAAAUAA
Molecule: messenger RNA, 4107 nt
Organism: Castor canadensis (American beaver)
Lineage: Eukaryota; Metazoa; Chordata; Mammalia; Rodentia; Castoridae
Gene: Znf746
Product: zinc finger protein 746
Biological process (GO): regulation of transcription by RNA polymerase II
Cellular component (GO): nucleus
Molecular function (GO): DNA-binding transcription factor activity, RNA polymerase II-specific; RNA polymerase II cis-regulatory region sequence-specific DNA binding
Source: RefSeq, a predicted model, not a curated record